GAGGUGGAGCAGGUCUGAGGAUUGACAGAUGUGAAGUGCAGAGAAUGGGUGGACCUUGUGAAAGCGUUAUUAUGAAGGUUCAGAAGGCCACGGGGCAGCCCUCUCCUGAAGUGCAGUGGGCAGUUCUCCAGCUCCCAAAUCAGCCUCAAAACCAACUUUACUCUCUUUAGAGUCCUGCCUCUUCUCAGGGAUUGGGGCCAAAAUGAAGAUGUUACCAAGUACUUCGGUGAAUUCCCCAGCGCAGGGGAACGGAGUGUUGAGUUCCAGGGAUGCAGCCAGACACACAGCCGGAGCAAAACGCUACAAAUACCUGAGGAGGCUUUUCCGUUUCCGGCAGAUGGACUUUGAGUUUGCUGCCUGGCAGAUGCUCUACCUAUUCACUUCCCCACAGAGAGUUUAUAGAAACUUUCACUAUAGGAAGCAGACGAAAGAUCAGUGGGCCAGGGAUGACCCGGCUUUCUUGGUCCUGUUAAGUAUCUGGCUGUGUGUGUCCACGAUAGGAUUUGGCUUUGUACUGGACAUGGGGUUUUUUGAGACGAUAAAGCUGCUCCUUUGGGUGGUAUUCAUAGACUGUGUAGGUGUCGGUCUUCUCAUAUCAACCUUAAUGUGGUUUAUCUCCAAUAAGUAUUUAGUGAAACGGCAGAGCAGAGACUAUGAUGUGGAGUGGGGCUAUGCCUUCGAUGUGCAUCUGAAUGCUUUUUAUCCUCUCCUGGUCAUUCUGCAUUUUAUACAGCUUUUUUUCAUCAACCAUGUCAUCCUAACAGACACAUUUAUUGGAUAUUUAGUUGGAAAUACCUUAUGGUUGGUUGCUGUUGGCUACUAUAUCUAUGUAACUUUCUUAGGAUACAGUGCACUGCCAUUUUUGAAAAACACGGUGACUCUUCUCUACCCCUUCGCACCGCUCAUCCUGCUCUACGGACUGUCUCUAGCACUGGGCUGGAACUUCACCCACGCACUGUGCUCCUUCUACAAGUACAGAGUGAAGUGAGCCGGGAGCCCCGGCGUCUGAGCAGCAGCAAAGUGUUGGUGAGGUGGUGAUGUCUCAUGAAACCUGUAAAUAAACUAUCACUGUAGAUAUCUUAAAGGUAUGAAGUUUGCAAAUUUGAAGAAGUGUAAAUGUUAAUACUUAGUACAUUCCUUAAAACUAAUUAAAUGUACAUUUCUACAAUAAAUAUUUUUUAAACUAAA
Dama dama (fallow deer) is the source of this 1188-nucleotide messenger RNA. It is a transcript of the gene UNC50, whose product is annotated as unc-50 inner nuclear membrane RNA binding protein. Bases 203 to 988 code for a protein of 261 amino acids. The record is from RefSeq and is a predicted model, not a curated record. Lineage: Eukaryota; Metazoa; Chordata; Mammalia; Artiodactyla; Cervidae. The transcript has 6 exons. Gene Ontology annotation, cellular component: Golgi membrane.